AUGAAGGAGUGGGAUGUCAGGAACCCCGCCAUGACCGCAUACUGCAAUGCAGUGAGGAAGUUGCAAAAGAAGUUUGAAGGAUUGGAGCUCCACCACAUUCCCCGAAUCAAGAACCAAGCAGCAGAUGACCUGGAAAAAAUAGGUUCCACUCGGAAGCCUAUCCCCAGCAAUGUGUUCCUUGAGCUUCUCCAUUCCUCGCCAGUACAAGAAGAUCCAUUUACUAAAGAACCUCCCCAGCCAAUAAGUCCUACCAAUCCAACUGAAGUCGAAGUGCCAACAGUUAUCGAUCUAGUUAUGGAGAUUCUGGUAAUCACCCCCGACUGGACUGUGCCGUAUAUUACAUAUCUGCUCAGGCAGGGGCUUCCAGAAGAUGAAGUUGAAGCACGUCAGAUCGUCCGCAGGUCCAAAGCCUUCAUAGUGAUAGGCGGACAGCUCUACAGAGAAAGUGUUACUGGCGUGGCUCAGCAAUGUAUCUCUCUAGAAGAGGGUCGACUGAUAUUGGAUGAGAUCCACUCGGCGACCUCUGGUCACGAUGUGUCCUCUCGAACCAUCGUGGCCUAA
Aegilops tauschii subsp. strangulata is the source of this 561-nucleotide messenger RNA. RefSeq lists its product as uncharacterized. Gene Ontology annotation, molecular function: RNA-DNA hybrid ribonuclease activity; nucleic acid binding. Lineage: Eukaryota; Viridiplantae; Streptophyta; Magnoliopsida; Poales; Poaceae. The record is from RefSeq and is a predicted model, not a curated record.